This is a messenger RNA of Frankliniella occidentalis (western flower thrips), 976 nucleotides long. RefSeq lists its product as uncharacterized. The record is from RefSeq and is a predicted model, not a curated record. NCBI's taxonomy places the organism in Eukaryota, Metazoa, Arthropoda, Insecta, Thysanoptera, Thripidae. The transcript is spliced from 3 exons. Bases 154 to 786 code for a protein of 210 amino acids.
GAUUACCCAUCCCGUCGCUCUAUAAUCCCGCGCGGACAAUGCGGAUGCCGAUCGUAUAAGGACGGGGGCUCAGUGCGUCAGACGUUCUCCCGCGGCACACAGGAGAGGAUCGGCGGGGCGGCGCCCAGGCAGCAGACACACGCGGCCAGCAGAAUGGCGCACCACAUCACGACGCAGCUGUUGGCGGUGGUCCUCGUGAGCCUGGCAGCAUGCGGGCGGAGCCAGAGAGUCUACCAGAGAGCGCCGUACCACUUCUUCUACCCUCCUCAGCGGGGCUAUGUGCAGGUCGCGACCCCGGUGCAGCUGCAGAACGCCCCCGCUUUCACGCAGACCGUUUACGUGGUGGUGGAAGACGACGGGUCGGGCGGGCCCGACGACGCCGAGCAGCGGCGCCUGCUCGACGCCAUUCCCUCGCUGCUCGAGAUGCUGUCAACAGGUGGCGCCGGCGGCCCCUCCUUUUCGGGCUCGCCGCCUCCAGGCCCCGGCCACGACCUACAGCCGACCACAGCACCCAAGACUGUGUUCCUCGACGACGUCGAACCGGAGUUCGAUAAGGAUGCCUGGCAGCAGAGCGAGGCCGGACAGGAGGCUGCUGCAGCUCCCGAGCCGGUCGACAAACAGACACAGGACGACGCCACGCCGUCACCACCCCCGCUAGAAUACCCGAAGGACUCAUAUGACACUCGGCCCGACUACGCGAUUGACGACCCACCGAUUGACGUGCGGUCGGGUUUUACAGGGGGCAAGUCGAGGGCAAAAGUGAACCCUCAGGAGCCAACAUUGUAAACAAUAUUCUUAUGAGUAGGGCCCGCUGACAAAAACUUGAGACUUCACAAAUAUUCUGAUCCACGCGUAAUUUGGCUGACUUGUGAUGUAGACCAGAUAGCUAUAGUUCUUAUAUUAGGAAAACAAGUUCAUAUGAAUAAGUUCUUACUUGAUUUGGUUUAUAUGAAAUAUGUUAAAAUAGAACGAUAUG